AUGGAGACGGAAUGUAAGACUUUGUGGAUGGGUGAUAUUCAGAUGCAUUGGGAUGAAACCUUUAUUGUCUCGCUCUUUGCUUCGGCCGCUGAGCAGCCAAUCGUUAAGUUGAUCCGAGAUAAGGUAACAGGCUAUCCAGCAGGUUACGGAUUUUUAGAAUUUCCGACACAGCGAGGAGCUCAGCAAGUACUGGAGACGUUCAACGGCCAACUUAUCCCAAACACGUUGCAUCGGUUUCGAAUGAAUUGGGGCGCUGGUGGCCGCCGCAUUGAGACAUCAGACGAUCACUCCAUUUUUGUAGGAGAUUUAGCACCGGAUGUGGCGGAUGAGCUGCUUUUAAGCACUUUUAGUGCUCGUUUUACCACUGUGCGAGGUGCCAAGGUGGUCAUGGAUCCUAUAACGCGUAUGUCAAAGGGAUUUGGUUUCGUGCGCUUUGGUAGCAAAGAGGAAGCUGAUCAAGCACUCCAGACAAUGAACGGUGUGUUUUGCUCUUCCCGUCCCAUGCGCGUUAGUGUAGCUACUGAGAGGAACAAGGCUCGACAACAACUUGGUUUUAGCAUGAGUGAGGAGGAUGGAGCCAAUACGACGGUUUUUGUGGGUGGACUAGACCCUGGAACUUCAGAGGAGGAACUUCGCACACGGUUUGGGGCGCUUGGAGAAAUUGUGUCUGUUAAAGUUCCACCUGGACGUGGUUGCGGCUUUGUGCAGUAUACAACAAAGGAAGCGGCAGAGGCUGCAAUUUCGCAAAUGAAUGGCUCAGUUGUUGGUGGCGUGAAAGUUCGAUGUGCUUGGGGCCGAUCUGCAGCAGCACGUGUCGCUAAUUAUGGCAGUUAUUACCCUCAACAGUAUGGACAGUACCAGGCCGGAUACCAGAAUUACUAUGGGUAUAAUGCUGCAUACGCUUAUCCUCAGUACCAGCAGGGUACAUAUGGCUACGCUGCCUAUGGACAGUAUGCCCAGCAAGGGACCCAGUCUCAGGGCGGGUACCAACACCAGCAGGUGCAGCCAGUCGGAAGUCAGUUGCCACAGACCGCCAACUAUGGCCUCCCCCAGCGUCAACAAGAUCAACAGCCCGACUUUACGCGACCUGAUGACAUUGAAGCCAUGAACCGCCGCUUUGCCUCCCAACGUGCGUACCAGAAUAUGCCUCCGGCUCCUAAUGCAGCGUACACUCCGAUGGCAGCAGAUGUCGCAAAUGGAACUGCAAUGGCUGGCUCGAUUUAA
Messenger RNA from Plasmopara halstedii, 1224 nucleotides. RefSeq names its product nuclear acid binding. NCBI's taxonomy places the organism in Eukaryota, Oomycota, Peronosporomycetes, Peronosporales, Peronosporaceae. Gene Ontology annotation, cellular component: cytosol. Gene Ontology annotation, molecular function: mRNA binding. The record is from RefSeq and is a predicted model, not a curated record. The transcript has 5 exons. Bases 1 to 1224 code for a protein of 407 amino acids.